Oryzias latipes (Japanese medaka) is the source of this 1741-nucleotide messenger RNA. Its product is annotated as testicular acid phosphatase homolog. The record is from RefSeq and is a predicted model, not a curated record. Gene Ontology annotation, molecular function: protein tyrosine phosphatase activity; acid phosphatase activity; receptor tyrosine kinase binding. NCBI's taxonomy places the organism in Eukaryota, Metazoa, Chordata, Actinopteri, Beloniformes, Adrianichthyidae. Gene Ontology annotation, cellular component: postsynaptic membrane; lysosome. Gene Ontology annotation, biological process: peptidyl-tyrosine dephosphorylation involved in inactivation of protein kinase activity; regulation of neuronal synaptic plasticity; negative regulation of ERBB4 signaling pathway.
CCAUUUCCUUGUCCUGGUCUUAUAAACCCUCUGAACAUGUGACUGAGUCUUGGGAGGGGAGUUAAGGGACCCAACAUGGUUCUUUAAGAUCAAGCCCAGCUUCACAAAUGUCUAACUAGCAGUUUGUUAGGUCAUCUUCAGAGCAAAGAACUACCAGGAACCUUGAUGACAGCUGUUUGACGAUGGAGUAGGCUGUAGCAGGAGCUAAAGCACCAGAGGAGAAACGGAAAGGAGGAGUCCAGCUGAAAGACGUCAAGGGAAAGCACAGACCAACAACACAAGAAGAUGCAAACGCUGAAAACAAGUUUUUUCUGCUCCCUCCUUUUCUGUUUUAAAUGCUUCACGGAAGCCCGUCAACUGAGAUUUGUCGUUGCUGUCUUUCGGCAUGGAGAUAGAUCACCCAUUGAGUCAUACCCCAAUGAUCCGCAUGGAGAAGAAGUGUGGGCCCAAGGCUUUGGGCAGCUCACUGAGUUGGGGAUGAAACAGCAGUUUGAGCUGGGAAGAUUUCUACGGAGACGUUACAGUAACUUCCUCAGUGAGGAUUAUGACCACAGAGAGUUGUAUGUCCGGAGCACCAGCUAUGACCGCACGCUCAUGAGUGCCCAAGCCUGCCUUGCUGGUAUGUUUCCCCCUGUCAGGCGCCCACCUCCCAUCAUGCCCCAGUUACUGUGGCGGCCAAUUCCAGUGCACACCAUUCCCAGGGUUCAGGACAAGCUGUUAAAGUCACCUGGCAAAAACUGCCCUCGAUUCAAAGCACUGAUGAUUGAAACAUUUGAGAGUUUGCCCUACCAGAAGUUCCAGAAGGCACAUAAGAACUUUGUGGAGGAACUUUCCAACCACACCGGUUACCCUGUAUCAAAGCUGGUUGGUAAAAAAAUAUGGAGGGUCUAUGACACUCUCAGCUGUCAGAGAAUUCAUAAUUUGACUCUUCCUCGCUGGGCCACUCCAGAAGUCUUGGAUACCCUGAGAAGAAUAGCAUCCUUCGAGGUCACAUACAGCAUUUACAGUCACAAGCGGAAGGAGAAAGCCCGGCUCCUGGGAGGGAUCCUACUAAAUGCCAUCCUGAGGAAUUUCUCUGAUGCUGUAGAGAAAGGGAGCAAGCUCAAAUUCAUCAUGUAUUCAGCUCAUGAUUCUACACUCAUCACCCUCCAGGCAGCUUUGGACAUAUACAACGGCCUUCUUCCUCCCUACGCUGCCUGUCAGCUCUUUGAGUUCUACCAGGAGUAUGAUGGAUCCUAUUCACUGGAAAUGUAUUACCGCAAUGAAACUUGGCGUGACCCCCACCCCAAUUCUGUGCCAGGAUGCAAUGGGUUGCACCCCUGCCCAUUGUCAAUGUUCACUGAGCUGGUACGGGAUGUGUUAGGAGAAGAUAUGGAGGUUGAGUGUGGCUUGAGAACUAAAUGGUCGAGCACAGGGGUCAUUACAGCUCUUGCAGUGGCAGUUGGUGUCCUGGCAGUGGCGCUGUUGUUCAGUACAGGUGUGGCAAUCCGUAGACGGAGAGGACGCUACUCCAGGGAGGUGUGAGAAAAGGACGGCCACAAAUCUCAUCACAGUGCCAAGGUUCUUUAACCACAGUGAAGAGCUCUGACAAUUUGUCCUUUCUUUUCUGAAUGUGAUUGAACCUAUAAGGGCUUUUUUUCCACUAAAUUUUGUGUGUCUGUGUAUGCAAUGACAAAAAAGAGGGAUGAUCAAUUAAAAUGCAAGUUUAGCAUCUGUCAAUAAAUUUUAUUUGAUUCACUCA